CUGCCAUAGUAAUUUUUAUCCUGAGUCUGAGUUCAGGUUGUUUCAUUAUGACUGGAGACAUUACUCUUGACUGGAGACAUACUCUUUCUCCUUAACAACUUCUCCAGCAAUGGACAGGAUGGAAAAUGUUGUGAUACUACUGAUAUUAUUGCAGAGUUUCUGUAUUGCUCGCAUUCUGAGUUUUAAUGUAGGAACUGCAGGUGCCAAAAUCUUCUCAUCUGGUCCUGGGGUACAAGAGUUUGGCUACACUGUACAACAGUUAAGCAAUGAUCAAGGAAAAUGGCUGCUAGUAGGUUCUCCCUGGAGUGGAUACCCUCAGAAUAGAAAAGGAGACUUCUAUAAGUGUGACACUGGUCUUCCCACAAACAUCUGCCGGGAACUAAACCUUCAAGACUCUAUCAGCAUAGAUGGUGUGCAGAGCAUCAAUAUGAACAUGAGUCUGGGUCUGACUGUCACUCCAAUAGCCAAACCUAACAGAUUUAUGACAUGUGGUCCUCUGUGGGCCCAGCGCUGUGGCAGUCAGUACUUCUACCCAGGAGUCUGUGCUGAAUUGAGCCCACAGUUUACACUUGAGCCGGCCUUCUCUCCUGCCAUUCAAACUUGUGGUGGGCCAAUGGAUGUUGCCAUUGUUUUGGAUGGAUCAAACAGUAUAUUUCCGUGGUCUGACGUUAUAAACUUUCUCGUAAAGCUUUUGGAAAAUCUUGAUAUCGGACCAGAUCAAACUCGAGUCAGUAUUAUGCAGUAUUCAGAGGAUUUGGCCUUUAUUUAUGAUUUUAAUUUUGACCAAAAUAAAAAAAAAGUACUUUCAGCGGCUUCUGCUAUUGGCCAAAAAACUGGAAUAGAAACCAACACUUUUGCGGCACUUGAUAAUGCCAGACAAACAGCUUUCCUACCAGAAAAUGGUGGCCGUCCAGGUGCCACUAAGGUGUUGGUAGUGGUGACGGAUGGAGAAUCUUCUGAUGGUCAUAGAGGUCAAGAGGUCAUUGAGAGAUUUGACAGAGAGGGCAUCAUUCGCUUUGGCAUUGCUAUUCUCAAGGAAAGUGCCAAUAUUCAAAAGUUCAUCGAGGAGAUUGAAUUGAUCGCUAGCACUCCAGCAGAGAACUACGUGUUCAAUGUGUCAUCAGAGGAAGCUCUAAUCAAUAUCGCAGGAACUCUAGGGGACAGAAUCUUUAACAUUGAAGGCACAAGUCAAGGUCAAGAAUUCCAAAUGGAGAUGUCCCAAGUUGGAUUCAGCGCACACCAGACCAAUAAAAAGGAUGAGAUUAUGCUGGGUGCUGUCGGAGCAUAUGGAUGGACCGGGACCGUCGUCCAUCAAACAGCUGGAAAAUCACGCAUUUUCCUCAAAAAUGCUUUUGAGAAAACCCUUGAUGACAGAAACCACAGCUCAUUACUUGGCUACUCUGUCAGCUCUGUGACUGAUGGCUCGUCUGAGUUUUAUGUGGCCGGAGCUCCUCGUGCCGUUCAUAGAGGACAGGUUGUAGUUUACACUAUUAACAGCCAGGGACAACCUGUCAUCAAAGAUUCGCAGAGAGGAGAUCAGAUCGGGUCUUACUUUGGCAGCGUUCUCUGUCCCGUUGAUGUGGACGCUGAUGGUGUGACUGAUCUGCUGCUGGUUGGAGCUCCAAUGUACAUGAGCGAGGAGAAGUCUGAAACAGGACGAGUCUACCUGUUCACCAUUACCAAGGGUAUCUUGAGCAACCAGGGCAGCUUAGAGGGACCCUCCGCAUUGGAGAAUGCUCGGUUUGGGACGGCCAUCACUGUUGUCCCAGAUCUGAACCUGGACGGCUUCAGAGACGUGGUGGUUGGUGCCCCAAUGGAAGGCAAUGGCCAAGGUGCCAUUUACAUCUACUAUGGAGACAGAAAAACCAUCAGAAAGCAGAGCUCACAGAAAAUACUUGGAUCCAAACUGGACCCGGCGCUUCGAUUCUUUGGACGCUCUUUAGAUGGCCGUAGAGAUAUGAACGGUGACUCAAUCCCUGAUAUUUCAGUCGGAGGAGACGGGAAAGUAGUGCAGCUCUGGUCAAGGGGAGUGUCCGCUGUCACAACAACAGUCUCCUUUAACCCGGAGAAGAUCAGCAUUCUAACUAAACCUUGUGAGUUGGGUGGAAGGAUGGUGCCGUGUGUUACUGCCAAAGUCUGUUUCAGGUCAACAUUCAAACCCAUUACAUUAGUGGGUAAAGUAGAUAUCAAGUACAACCUGACCCUUGACGCUGACUUGCAGUCAUCAAGAGCCACUUCCAGAGCCCAGUUUAAAAUCUCAGAUCGUGUUCUCCAGAAUUCUGUUAGUGUCUCUGAAAAAGAAACCUGUGUAGAUCAUAAAGUGAAUGUGCAGGAGACUCCUGAUUUUGUUAGUUCAGUUGCUCUGCGAGUUGACAUCAGUCUCCAGAAUCCAGAAACCGGCCCUGCCCUAGAUGCAUUUCAGCCCAAAGCAUGGGAAUUUUUUAUCCCUUUUGUAAAGGAUUGUGGCUCUGAUGACAAAUGUACUUGUGAUCUGAAGCUGACUGUGAAAGCUGUUGAUGUACCAAGCUCAUCUUCACUUCUAGUUAGCCCUGUCAGAAGAAGACUCUCCUUCAUUGUUACAGUAACGAACAUGAAAAAUGCUGAAAAUGCGUACAAUACAAGAGUGUCUGCUAACUUCUCCAGUAACCUGUUCUACGCCUCCAUUACACCCCCUGGAAAUAACACUGAGGUGAAAUGCACUUCAAAAACAGGCUCGCUCGACUGCCAAGUCGGAUACCCAACCCUGACGCCUGGCCAGACGGUAACAUAUGAGAUCAACUUUGAUUUCAACCAGAAUCAUCUAAAGAAAAAUGCUGUUGUGAACUUUGAAGUGCAAAGUGACAGUGAGGAGAAGGUGACAUCUGAUAACAAGGUCUCUCUAACCAUCCCAGUCCAGUAUGAUGCCGAAAUCAUCCUCACCAGAGACAUAAGCUUGGAUUAUUGCGUCAUUGGUGCUGAGGAUAAAGUCAAACACACAGUCUCAGAUUUCAAUGACAUCGGCCCAGAAUUCAACAUAAUGUUAAGAGUUUCGACUGGAACCUUCCCUAUCAAUCAGGCUCAUCUGAACGUCUUGCUGCCCACUAACACCAAGGCUGGAAAUCCUUUACUAUAUGUGACUUCAGUCAAAACAGUGCCUGUUGUAAAUGUGCAGUGUGACGACAACGCUCUGACUGACCCAUUAAACAUCAGAGAGAAAACCUACACUGCAAGCUUCACUAAACAGAGCUUUAGAGGCACAACAGAACUGAAUUGUAAGACAGCAAAAUGUGAAGCCAUGACUUGUGUCCUCAAAGAUCUAGAGCUAAAGACCAGCUACUUUGUAAACAUCACCACAAGGAUCUGGAAUGGGACUUUUGCCUUUGCAGAUUUUCAGACCGUUUUAGUGGCUGGAAGCUCUGAAAUAGAAACAUCUCAGCCUGAUCUCAUAGUCGUCACACACAAACAACAACAGAUAAAAAUUACAGUCAGUAAAGAAGGAGCGCUUGGAGAUGUUCCUAUUGGUGUUAUCAUAGGAAGUGUCAUUGGCGGACUCCUCCUGUUUGUUCUAGCUACAGUGAUUCUAUGGAAGGUUGGCUUCUUCAAGAGAAAGUUGCCACAGAAGGGGAAUGAACAGGACCAGGCAGAACAAGAGGGCCUGUGUGAGAAUCCAGCAUGAGCAGGACAUACAUGCUCUGCUCUGCUCUGUGACUAAAAUGAUUGAUGUCACCUCGAAAUGAAGAGAUAAAUAACUGAUAUUCAGUUUACAGUCAUUCAGGUCCUGCUGGAGAUCUUGGUUAUGAUAUUACUGUAUUUUAAAUCAUCUCACAACUGUUUAAUCUAAUGUACUUGAUCUCUGUGUGCUCAGUUGUGUGCUGUUCUCAAGUAUGGACAAAUGAGUUUGUACAUGUAUGAGAGCUGUGAUGUGUCAGACAGAGGGGGUGGGGUGAGAUGCCUCUGUCAGUUCUUGCUUCAGGAUUCUUGUUGCUUCAGUAUGUACAUGGUUCUCGGUUAAAGCAUAACAGAAACAAAUUUUGUAAAUACAUCAUUUGAAGUUUGUCUAUUGCAAGUUGUUAACGUCCUGCUGUUUUAGUUUCAGACUACUAUAAGAGUAAAGUGUUUCUGAGACGUUUAACUCGCUCAUGGCACAAACUCACAGUUCAGUGACACACUGUGGUUAUAACUCCUUCUAUGUGAAAUACUUAUUAUGAAUGACUCUUGCUGUUGUGAUUGUUCAAGCCUCAGGGGCAGAUUAAAUUAUGUUCUUUAAACCUUGUUUUUGUUGGCCAGAUUUCCCCUUUUUUUCUCUUCCUUUGGGCUAUUCUGGAAUACUAAGCAUAUUUUAAAGUGUUUGAUGGACAUUUUUAUGGUUUUAUUAGGUUCGUGUUUACCAAAAUACUUCUAUAGUCUCUAAUACUGUCUAUGCACAACCUUACUUCACUUAAUAAAACCGUAAAGUUGGGGUUAAACUUUAAUGUGAAAUUUGUCAAAAGCUUACUGAUAUCAUCAUAUUAUAUUGCCAUGCAAUUCUGUUUCCAAACACCAUGUCGCAAUGGACAGGUUAACUUCUCACCUAUUCAGUGUACUUUUACCUUAGAUGGUUGCGUUUGAAUGUGUGCACGUAGGUUUAGUUUGUGUGCCAACUGAGGUACGAGCAUUCUCAAAAAGGGUGUGGUAGGCUAAUUAAAAACAAAAUUGCUAUGGCUAUUGUAACACAUUGUGUGUAAUGUUGUGUUGAUUGUGUAUUAAAAUCAAAGAUCAAAAUUA
Molecule: messenger RNA, 4743 nt
Organism: Megalobrama amblycephala (Wuchang bream)
Lineage: Eukaryota; Metazoa; Chordata; Actinopteri; Cypriniformes; Xenocyprididae
Product: integrin alpha-2
Exons: 30
Coding region: 110-3655 (1181 amino acids)
Biological process (GO): cell adhesion mediated by integrin; cell-matrix adhesion; integrin-mediated signaling pathway
Cellular component (GO): external side of plasma membrane; integrin complex
Molecular function (GO): integrin binding
Source: RefSeq, a predicted model, not a curated record